AUGACUUAUGGCUCCUCAAACUGGCAACGCUGGGUUCUCGACGAAGAAGCGUCGUUACCAAUCCUUGAGUAUGCGUACAAACGUGGCCUCAACACGUGGGACACUGAGAGACCAAUGACCCUUGAAAAGGCCGACGUUUACUCCAAUGGGGAGUCAGAGAAGAUCAUUGCAAAAGCCAUCAAGCAAUACAAGAUUCCGAGAGAGCGACUUGUCUUGCUCUCCAAAUGCUAUUUUGGCGUCGCGGAUGAAGGCGAGGGUCAGCCUAGAAUCGGGCAGAUGUCGACGAAUGAUGGUCCGCUAGUCAAUCGCAUGGGACUCAGCCGAAAACACAUCUUUGAUGCAGUUGACAAAAGCGUGAACCGUCUUGGAACUUACAUUGAUGUGCUGCAAAUCCACAGACUCGACCGUGAUACACCAAAGGAGGAGAUAAUGAAAGCGCUCAACGACGUGAUUGAAUCUGGCAAAGUGAGGUAUAUUGGUGCCAGUUCAAUGGCUACUUGGGAAUUCCAAUCUCUCCAGAAUAUCGCGGACAAACAUGGAUGGCAUAAGUUCAUAUCCAUGCAAAAUUACCAUAACCUACUUUAUCGCGAGGAGGAGCGAGAGAUGCUCCCGUACUGUCGAGCCACGGGUGUGGGUUGCAUUCCAUGGUCUCCUGUUGCGCGAGGCGUUCUUACACGACCUUGGGAUGAGAGGAGUUCCCAAAGAGAACAGUCGGACAACUUCCUGAAAUCCUUAAUUCGAUCACGAGAGACUGAAGUUGAUAAAGCGAUUGUCGAUCGGGUAGAAGAGGUAGCCAAAAAGAAGCGCAUUGGGAUGGCUCAGGUGGCGAUGGCAUGGUCGUUGAGAACACCUGGUGUCAAUCCUAUAGUGGGUUUGAGCAGCAAGGAAAGAAUCGAUCAAGCUGUGGAGACGCUGAAAGUACAGCUGACGGACGAGGAGGCCAAACAUUUGGAGGAGCCGUACUUGCCAAAGACCGCCCAGGGUUACUAG
Bacidia gigantensis is the source of this 990-nucleotide messenger RNA. RefSeq lists its product as uncharacterized. Bases 1 to 990 code for a protein of 329 amino acids. The record is from RefSeq and is a predicted model, not a curated record. The transcript is spliced from 3 exons. NCBI's taxonomy places the organism in Eukaryota, Fungi, Ascomycota, Lecanoromycetes, Lecanorales, Ramalinaceae.